UCCUCCUGGUGUGUUCUGCCCUCCUCCUCCUCCUCUUCCUCUCAUAGGUGAGAAUCUCUCUUUUCCUGUCUCUCUAUCAAACUCUCUGAUUGUGUUGCAUCACUGGGAUUAAAAGCACAAGGAAUAGAAAUAGACUAAAGGGCCUCCCAACCAAUGGCAAUCUGAACAAUCCAACACACUCACUGCACAUGGGUGUAUUUCUGUUCACCACUUUAUGGAUCAUGACCAAAUGGAACAUAUGGAACAGAUAUAUUCACCUGGCAAAACAGGUGAAGACAUUCAGGGUGUGAAACACAACAACAGCCAAGAUGUCAGAUAAAAAGAUGUCAUCGAGCCGCAGGCAUCAUCUGAAGAGCUUGGUGCUCCAGAUUGCGUUUGAGCUUAUUGAAGUGGAGAAAAAGGAGGCUGCGCAGGAGAAAGCCAAUUUCAUGGCUGAGCUCCCCGCCCUGGAUUUGUCUGGGGAUCAAGCGGCGCUGGUGGAAAUGCUCAAAAAGUUAGCCCAUACCAUCGACAAGGUUGAUGAGGACAGAUAUGACGCAGAGUCCAAGGUGACGAAGGCAGACAAGGAGAUUGAGGACUUGAGAAUGAAAGUGGUUGAGAUCCAGGGUAUGAAGAAGCCAGCUCUGAAGAAAGUGCGUAUGUCUGCUGAUGCUAUGCUCCAGGCUCUGCUGGGCACCAAGCACAAGGCUUCCAUGGAUUUCAGAGCCAACUUGAAAGAAGUGAAGAAGGAAGUCAAAGAGGAGGGAGUGGAUGCAGUAGGUGACUGGCGCAAGAACGUUGAUGAACAGGCUGGCAUGGACGGCAGGAAGAAGAAGUUUCAGGGUUAAACACAUUCAUUUUUCAGCCAUAGCCGACUUUUGUUUUUUGUCAUAUUGUGCUACAGAGAUGGAUUUCUAUGACCUUGUUGUUAGGCAUCCCUGCAGGAAGAGGAUCUUUGAUUUUAAAAUGCUGUUAUUUUUUGAUACUGUAGGUUAAAAUAUGUAUUCGACACUAUGGUUUUGGAUAUCUCUCUGUCUCCCCCUCUCCCCCACUCUCUCUCAAUUUCUCUCUCGCUGUCUCUCUUUCUUUCUCUUUUCUUUAACUUUUCAGUGUAAUUUGCAAAUGUUUUUGGCUAUUGUGUAGUGAGGUGGAAAGGGUAAAUAUUGUAGCUUCACCCACUCUUAACAACACAGCUUUCCAUCUGCAUCUGUAACAUUCACUAAAAGGAAUAUAUUCACUAACAAUAAAUAAAAAAUAAAAACAAUUAAAAAAG
Salmo salar (Atlantic salmon) is the source of this 1252-nucleotide messenger RNA. RefSeq names its product troponin I, fast skeletal muscle. The record is from RefSeq and is a predicted model, not a curated record. Gene Ontology annotation, biological process: cardiac muscle contraction; skeletal muscle contraction. Gene Ontology annotation, cellular component: troponin complex. NCBI's taxonomy places the organism in Eukaryota, Metazoa, Chordata, Actinopteri, Salmoniformes, Salmonidae.